CGAGCGCGGCGGGGAGUCCGGGCCGAUGGGCCGCGCGGGUCGGCGGCGGGCGGCGAGGUGGCGGCGCGUCCUGCGCGCGCGGGCCGUAGCGGGUCCGGGGACCGCGGCUCUGAGGUGAAGAGAAUACCCCUGGUCAGCUGUCUGGAGGAAUGCUGUUGGAAAGUAGAGGCAACCGAGUUGUCAACAGACGAGAAGUGGGUUGGCUUGGAGAAACUGAACUCAAAGGACUUUGAUUGCUUUUGGUGAUGAAGAGAAAAUAGCCCGGGCCUUUAUGUGCCUAUAUUCUAGAGUUGCAAAUGGCAGUGAAAGUGAGUUUACAGCAGUCUUCCUGGUGAUGCUCAGCUUCUCACCAAGAUGGACAUGAGUGACCCAAGACAGCCACCAGCAGAGAAGCCCAAACUUGGCAGAGCCCCUUCCCAGUUCAUGGGCCCUCCUAGAAUCAUGCAGUCAGAUGAUUAUUUUGCUCGGAAAUUUAAAGCCAUCAAUGGCAACAUGGGACCUGCUGCUUCCUUGAAUGCCUCGAGUUCUAGCGAGAGUGGUGGUGGACCUGCCAGCAGUACCCCAGCCAUGCCCAAAAUGGGCGUGAGAGCCAGAGUGUCUGAGUGGCCACCUAAAAAGGACUGCCCCAAGGAGCCACCCUGCAAGACACUGUGGGACAGCCGGUCUCAGAGCAGCCACGAGAGUGUGACAUCCAUUCUGCAGAACGGGCAGAAUGACCAGGGCGAGGGGCAUCAGGGGGAGCAGCUUGACCUGGGCUUGGUGGAGGCCAAGUACACCAUCGGAGACAUCUUUGUUCAUUCUCCCCAAAGAGGGCUGCACCCCAUAAGGCAGAGAAGCAACAGUGAUGUCACCAUCAGUGAUAUUGAUGCCGAGGACGUCUUGGACCAGCGUGCGGUCAACCCCAACACUGGGGCGGCCCUGCACAGGGAGUAUGGAAGCACAUCGUCCAUCGACAGGCAGGGCCUCUCUGGAGAAAGCUUCUUUGCUAUGCUACGAGGCUAUCGCAUGGACAAUUAUGACCCCAAAGCAAUGGUCCCGCUUGGGUUCCCUGAGUUUUUCCCCUGUGAUUCUGCAAUCUCCCCCAGCCUGCAGGCAGCAGCCCAGAUUUCUCGGGGAGAGUUUGUCCGCAUCUCAGGAUUGGACUACGUGGACAGUGCGCUCCUGGUGGGGAGGGACAGGGACAAGCCUUUCAAGCGCAGGUUGAAAUCAGAGUCAGUGGAAACCUCCCUCUUUCGGAAGCUGCGGACCGUCAAGAGUGAGCAUGAGACCUUCAAGUUCGUGUCUGACCUGGAGGACGGCCGCCUGGACAAGGUUGUCCGCCCUUGGAACUGCCAGCGGUGCUUCGCACAUUAUGAUGUGCAGAGCGUCCUGUUCAACAUCAAUGAAGCCAUGGCCACUAGGGCCAACGUGGGGAGACGGAAGAACACCACCACGGGGGCCUCGGCCGCCUCGCAGACCCAGGCGCCUGCAGGCCAGGCGGGCGGCUGCGAGUCCCCUCUGGGAAGCAAGGAGGACCUAAACUCGAAGGAGAAUCUGGACGCUGAUGAGGGGGACGGGAAGAGCAAUGACCUGGUUCUCAGCUGCCCUUACUUCAGAAACGAGACAGGUGGGGAGGGCGACCGGCGCAUUGCACUGUCUCGAGCCAGCUCAGCCUCGCUGGGCUCCAGUGAGAGCUGCUCCUUUGAGUCCUCCCUGAGUUCCCACUGCACCAAUGCGGGCGUCUCUGUCUUGGAGGUGCCACGGGAAAACCAGCCCGUCCACAGGGAGAAGGUCAAGCGCUACAUCAUAGAGCACGUAGACCUUGGGGCCUACUAUUACCGCAAGUUCUUCUACGGGAAAGAGCACCAGAACUACUUUGGAAUAGACGAAAACCUCGGCCCUGUGGCUGUCAGCAUCCGGAGGGAGAAGGUGGAAGACCCCAAAGAGAAGGAAGGGUCCCAGUUCAACUACAGGGUGGCUUUCAGGACAAGCGAGCUCACGACCCUGAGGGGCGCCAUCUUGGAAGACGCUGUGCCCUCCACUGCCCGGCAUGGCACCGCACGGGGACUGCCACUCAAGGAGGUGCUGGAGUACGUGGUCCCAGAGCUGAACACACAGUGCCUGCGGCAGGCCUCCAGCUCCCCCAAGGUCCCAGAGCAGCUGCUCAAACUGGACGAGCAAGGGCUGAGUUUUCAGCACAAGAUUGGGAUCCUCUAUUGCAAAGCAGGACAGAGCACAGAGGAAGAAAUGUACAACAAUGAGACGGCGGGACCAGCUUUUGAGGAAUUCCUGGACCUUCUGGGCCAGAGAGUGCGACUGAAAGGAUUCACUAAAUACCGCGCCCAGCUGGACAAUAAAACCGACUCCACGGGAACCCACUCCCUCUACACUACGUACAAAGACUACGAGCUCAUGUUCCACGUGUCCACCCUGCUUCCCUACAUGCCCAGCAACAGGCAGCAGCUUCUGAGGAAGAGACACAUCGGGAACGACAUCGUCACCAUCGUCUUCCAGGAGCCAGGGGCGCUUCCCUUUACCCCCAGAAGCAUCCGUUCCCACUUCCAGCACGUCUUUGUCAUAGUGAGGGUGCACAACCCGUGCACCGAGGGCGUGUGCUACAGCGUUGGUGUUUCCAGAUCCAAGGACGUGCCACCAUUUGGUCCCCCAAUUCCUAAGGGUGUAACUUUUCCAAAGUCGGCAGUAUUCCGGGACUUCCUUUUAGCCAAAGUAAUCAAUGCAGAAAACGCAGCCCAUAAAUCAGAAAAAUUUCGAGCAAUGGCCACUCGAACAAGGCAAGAGUACUUGAAAGAUCUGGCAGAGAACUUCGUCACCACGGCCACAGUGGACACCUCUGCCAAGUUCAGCUUCAUUACCCUGGGUGCAAAGAAGAAGGAGAAAGUGAAGCCCAGGAAGGACGCCCACUUGUACAGCAUUGGAGCCAUCAUGUGGCAUGUGGUGGCCAGGGACUUCGGCCAGUCCACGGACAUCGAGUGUCUCCUUGGGAUUUCCAAUGAGUUCAUAAUGCUGAUUGAAAAGGACUCCAAGAAUGUGGUGUUUAACUGUUCCUGCAGGGAUGUUAUUGGGUGGACGUCUGGACUGAUGAGUAUCAAAGUAUUUUACGAGAGAGGAGAAUGCAUCCUCUUGUCCGCAGUGGACAGCUGUGCUGAAGACAUCCGGGAAAUCGUGCAGCGGCUAGUGAUAGUGACACGAGGCUGCGAGACUGUGGAGAUGACCCUGAGGAGGAACGGGCUGGGCCAGCUUGGCUUCCACGUGAACUUUGAAGGAAUCGUGGCUGAUGUGGAGCCAUUCGGCUUUGCCUGGAAGGCUGGCCUGCGCCAAGGGAGCCGCCUGGUGGAAAUCUGUAAAGUGGCUGUGGCCACUCUGACCCAUGAGCAGAUGAUCGACCUGCUCCGGACUUCCGUGACGGUGAAGGUGGUCAUCAUCCAGCCACAUGACGAUGGCUCACCCCGCAGGGGGUGUUCAGAGCUAUGCCGAAUCCCCAUGGUGGAGUACAAACUGGACAGUGAAGGCACACCCUGCGAGUACAAGACCCCCUUCAGGAGGAACACCACAUGGCAUCGGGUGCCCACCCCUGCCCUGCAGCCCCUCUCCAGAGCCUCCCCUGUGCCCAGCACGCCUGACCGCCUGCAGUGCCAGCAGCUGCUCCAGCAGGCCCAGGCCGCCAUCCCCCGCAGCACCUCCUUUGACCGGAAGCUGCCUGACGGUACAAGAAGUUCCCCCAGUAACCAGUCGUCCUCCAGUGACCCCGGACCUGGUGGGAGUGGACCCUGGAGACCACCAGUGGGCUAUGACGGGUGCCAGUCCCCUCUGUUGCUUGAGCACCAGGGCCCAGGCCCUCUGGAGUACGAUGGAGCCAGAGAGCGAGAGGAUGCCAUGGAAGGAAGCAGGCACCAAGAGACCAGAUGGCACGGCCCACCUUCCAAGGUCCUGGGCCCCUACAAGGAGCGAGCCCUACAGAAGGACGGUAGCUGCCGGGACUCCCCCAGUAAGCUGUCGCACAUUGGCGACAAAGGCUGCUCCAGUCACUCCAGCAGCAACACGCUCUCCAGCAACACCUCCAGCAGCAGCGACGACAAGCCCUUUGGGUCGGAGGACCUGAUGGACCCCGAGUUGCUGGGGCUGACCUACAUCAAGGGGGCAUCCACUGACAGCGGCAUCGACACGGCUCCAUGCAUGCCAGCCGCCCUCCUCGGCCCUGUCCACCUGACGGGCAGCAGGUCUCUGAUCCACAGCCGGGCUGAGCAGUGGGCUGAUGAGGCCAGCGUCCCAGGGCCUGAGGACGAGCAGGCUAAGAUGUACGCCAUGCGUGGUUAUGCCACCGCCAUCGCCACCGGCAGCGCCACCGAGGGCAGCAUGGGUGACCUCAGUGAGAUAUCGUCUCAUUCCAGUGGUUCCCACCAUUCAGGAAGCCCUUCGGCCCACUGUUCCAAAAGUAGUGGGUCUCUGGACACAUCCAAAGUCUAUAUCGUGUCUCAUGGUGGCGGUCAGCAGGUUCCCGGCUCCGCGUCCAAGCCCUACCACAGACAAGGGUCAGUCAACCAAUAUGUCAUUGGCUGGAAGAAGGCAGAGGACAGCCCACCGCCUGAGGAGCCUGAAGUUACAGAGUGUCCCCGGAUGUACAGCGAGGUGGACGUCAUGUCUACAGCAGCUCACCACCAGGCAGUGGGAGAUGCCAUCUCAGAAACUCAGCAUGUCCUGUCCAAAGAAGAUUUUCUGAAACUGAUGCUUCCCGACAGCCCCUUGGUGGAGGAGGGGAGGAGAAAGUUUUCGUUCUAUGGGAACCUGUCUCCAAGGAGGUCGCUGUACCGCACCCUCUCUGACGAGAGUGUGUGCAGCAAUCGGAGGGGGUCCUCCUUUGGCAGUUCCCGCAGCUCCAUACUGGACCAAGCACUGCCCAACGACAUCCUGUUCAGCACCACCCCACCCUACCACAGCACGCUGCCCCCCAGGACCCACCCAGCGCCCAGCAUGGGCAGCCUGAGAAAUGAGUUCUGGUUCUCCGACGGGUCCUUGUCGGAUAAGUCCAAGUGUGCAGAUCCUGGCCUGAUGCCCCUCCCAGACACAGCCACGGGAUUGGCAUGGUCCCACCUGGUGGAUGCUGCGCGGGCAUUUGAAGGUCUUGACUCAGAUGAGGAACUGGGGCUGCUCUGUCACCACGCAUCCUUUCUAGACCAGAGAGUGGCGUCCUUCUGCACCCUGACGGAUCUGCAGCACAGGCAGGACUUGGAAGGGGCCCAGGAGCUGUCCUUGUGCGUAGAUCCAGGCAGCAGCAAAGAGUUCAUGGACUCAGCUGGGGAGCGCUCUCCAUCCACUUUGACCGGGAAAGUCAAUCAGCUGGAAUUAAUUCUGCGACAACUGCAGACCGAUCUUCGGAAGGAGAAGCAGGACAAGGCCGUGCUGCAGGCCGAGGUGCAGCACCUGCGGGAGGACAACCUGCGGCUGCAGGAGGAGUCCCAGACGGCCGCUGCCCAGCUGCGCAGGUUCACCGAGUGGUUCUUCAGCACUGUGGACAAGAAGUCCUAGCCAGCGCCUCGCCGGGCCACGGGGCCUGCUGCUGCCCCCCCAGCCGCAGCAGGGUCCUGAGUGUGCUGUCACCAAGCAUAGCGUUUGCUGUUCCAUCCCGUGCAGUGCCAUUCACCCCAGCAGGAUGGGGCCUGGCUCCUCCAGGCAGCCACAGAGGAAGCAGUGAAGUGCAGAUGAGUGUAACUCACAGGGCGGGGACGUGAGCCUCGUCCACUGAGACCCUCCUCGGGCUCUGAAGUGGGGCCUGGCUGGGCUCACCUGGCUCACCUUGGAGGCAGAGGCAGGCUCCAUUUCUAGUGCCAGCCGCUGAGGCGAUGCCGAGCAGGGCCCUCUUUGGGUGUUAGUGUUGUAAAGUAGACACGGAGACGAACAGUCAGAUGUACACUUUAAUGGUAAAGGUGCUCUAUUUUUUUGGAUGUACAGUAGCUUUAUUUCCACAGCCACAUUAUCAUAGCAAUAAAGAGGGAGGCUUAGUCAGUAGUUGGAAAGCUUCAUGGGGAAGCACUGGCCUAACACUAGUUCGAAUGCAGUUACUGUAGAGACUUAUUUAUUUGCAGGAACAAAUGGUGCCUGAAUAUUAACAGUGUUCUGAUUUUUUAAAAAAGAUACUAUGCCUUGUAAAUGGCUCGCCGAGUGGUCUGUAGUCGCUCGACUCUUAGCUCACUGUGUAUAGUUGCUUUGCUGGAACGAGAGAUCCACUCACACUGGAGCUGCCUGUGUGCUGGGAGCCAGGGGCUCCCGUGGGCAGUGCCACAUCCGUGUAUCUUUGUACAGAAGCUCUGAUGAUGUGUCUUGUAUUUAACACCCUUAUUUAAGCUUAUUUAACCUUGAAUUGUUAAUUUUAUAAGAUGUGGUCUUACCUGCACUAUGAGGAGGAGGGAGGCAGCAGACAGCUCGGGGAGGACGGGGCACACCCAGGGCAGAGAGGCCACUGGGGGGGACCACGGCUGGAGGCUGCGAGGAGCGAGUUGUUGGUAUUGCUUUACCAUUUUUAAUUGUUAUAUUUGAGAUGAAUAUACAUUUUGCUUUUUUAAUAAAUGUUCAAAAGAAGUCCACGUAAGCAACAGCCUUGUCGGGUGGAUGUAGACCUUUUAUGAUCUGUCAACAGUCUGUGGAUUUAUUUUGGGUCAUUUAAGAUCUUAUUGUAUACUGAAUACCGUUUAGCUGCCUUGUUAGAGAAUCCCAGGCUGAUUUAAAGUAAAGAGUAACUAGUAUUUAUUAGUA
Molecule: messenger RNA, 6747 nt
Organism: Marmota monax (woodchuck)
Lineage: Eukaryota; Metazoa; Chordata; Mammalia; Rodentia; Sciuridae
Gene: Sipa1l2
Product: signal induced proliferation associated 1 like 2
Exons: 22
Coding region: 355-5523 (1722 amino acids)
Biological process (GO): activation of GTPase activity; regulation of small GTPase mediated signal transduction
Cellular component (GO): cytoplasm
Molecular function (GO): protein binding; GTPase activator activity
Source: RefSeq, a predicted model, not a curated record